AUGGUCACCCAGCUCACCGACCCGGAAAUCGUUAGCCAUAACCAGAAGGCGACAUCAUCCGUUGAUGAAGCAGCCAAGUCCGCCAAUAACGAGCAUCAUGCUGCAGCCCUACCAGGCGGCCAGGUUUACGCAAAGAGUUCCAAGAGCGGUGAACAAGGGAAAGUUCAAGUCGACGAUCCUGUGACGAUGAGCAGCGUAAUUCCAGAGACCUCAGAGAAAGACGCAGAGCCGAAGACAAAGGAUGUUAUAACGGAUGCCGCAGCCGUCGACAGCACAGGGAGUGAACCUCGCGAGUCCUCCCAAAAGUCACCGGAGGAAGGCGCUUCAUCGUCAGAAAGUCAACCUAGACCAGAAGAUGUGGACAUGACAAAGCUCUUUGACCGUCUUUUCAAAGAGACGGCGCAUCUAAGCCGCGAAGAGUUAUUGGCACGGAUGCCUUGGAUGCCAAAAGGAGCAGAGCCGAUAGGCGUUGAUGUUGAAACGGCUAUGGGUUGGAUUGAUGAUAUAACAGAGAAACACAUUCGCUCCUUGGAAGAAGAUGAUGGGAACUAA
This is a messenger RNA of Pochonia chlamydosporia 170, 552 nucleotides long. RefSeq lists its product as hypothetical. The record is from RefSeq and is a predicted model, not a curated record. The transcript is spliced from 2 exons. NCBI's taxonomy places the organism in Eukaryota, Fungi, Ascomycota, Sordariomycetes, Hypocreales, Clavicipitaceae. The coding region runs from base 1 to 552 and encodes 183 amino acids.